UUGACGUCAAAAAAAAAAUUCCGCAAAAUCGAUCGAACGAAAUCAAAGGCCACAAGAAUUUUUCAUUGUAAAAUCUUGUAUCGUACCGACUGAACGUUUAAAUGUGUUAGUGCUUCUCAGGUGAAUUUCACGCUACAGUCGCGUGUUUCAGUUACGUACAGUGAACUUUGCGGUCACCUUUGCGUGUUGAAACUCCCAAGUUGGGUGAUCAAACGAUUUUUGUGUAUUUCCUCAUUUGAUAAGUGGAGAAUUACGUCGUGUUUUAGCUGGAAUUCUUGACUCACCACUUUGUGAUUUAAAUAGUUGCCUGGUGCUGAAAUAAGCAUGGGAGAACCACUCACCAAUGGUCAUCAGAAAGAAGAAAGCUUACCAGCUGGCAUCGUCGUGGAAGAAGUAGAGAUCCCGGUACCAUGGGGCCACGUGGCCGGCCGAUGGUGGGGGCCUCGGGACAAGCAGCCCAUCAUCGCCAUACACGGCUGGCAAGACAACGCAGGCACCUGGGACAACCUCAUACCCCAACUGCCAGUCACCACCUCAGUUCUCUGCAUAGAUCUCCCUGGACAUGGCCUCUCCUCACACUACCCAACGGGUAUGCUCUAUUACAUAUUCUGGGACGGCGUUGUGCUCCUCAGAAGAAUCAUCAAACAUUUCAAAUGGACUGAAAAUGUUACCCUGAUGGGACAUUCCCUGGGAGGUGCCUUGAGUUUUAUGUACGCGGCAUCGUAUCCGGACGAAGUGGACAGGAUAAUAUGCAUCGAUAUAGCAAGCCCUGCUGUCAGGGAUCCCGCCAAUAUGGUGGAGAAGACUGGAUGGAGUAUGGAUAAGCUGUUGGAGUAUGAACACUUAACAGAGGAUAAGAUACCGUCGUAUGAUUACGAUGAAAUGAUUGAUAUUGUAUGCGACGCUUACCGAGGUUCCGUUUCGAAGGAGAACUGCAAAGUUUUGAUGAAGAGAGGCAUGGCUCCUACUCCCGCUCAUAUCAAGAAGAAAGGGUACUAUUUCAAGAGGGACCCACGACUAAAAGUUUCUGGACUGGCCAUGAUGUCGAUUGAGACCGCUUUGGAGUACGCCAGCCAUGUGAAAUGUAAAGUCCUGAAUAUAAGAGCUCUUCCAGGACAGAAAUGGGAGAGACUGGACUAUUACUUAGAUGUUAUUGAAAAGAUGAAGCAAACUGCUGAUGUCCAGUUUGUGGAAGUGGAAGGCACCCAUCACGUGCAUUUAGAAGCUCCAGAAAAUAUACUUCAACUUGUAGAAGACUUCUUAGAAGAAUAUUAACUGCAUUAUUUAGUGCUAAUUUGCAAAUGUGAUAUGUAAUGUGAUUGAAGUACGGUCGGUACUUUCUUUUUAAGAGUAGUUUGCAAUUGCAAUAACAAAUAAUUGUUUGUAAGCUUACUAGGACACUAGGUUUUUGUGAAAUCAAAUUUCACGUAAUUGUUGAACAAAACACUGUUAAAUUACUGAACAUAAUCAAUCAUGGCUAUAUUAGUUUCACAGUUUUUGUGGUUUUUACAGUUUUAAGACGAUCAAAAUGCAUUGACUUUUUCUUAUGCGUUAGAACACAAACAAUGUAGUCGCCCUUUGGACCGUUUUAUGAGUAAACACUUAUGUUAUGGCUUUAGCAUUAUAGUUUUAUAGGUAUCUAUACUAUACGUUAAUGACAUUGUCGUACAAGAAAAACAGUUGUUUACUGUUUGGCAACGUGGAUAGUUAUUAUUGUCAUGUCGUCGCUAUCAAGUCGCGUUUUACUAGGUAAUGGGUAUAUAUCCCAUGAAUUCCCAUGGUCCUAAUUAUUUACAUUUAACUACGCAUUGUAAAAGCUGGUUUACACUAUGUCGGAUCGACAAUUUUAUCGAUACAAUGAAUGUUGCAUUUGUAUAAUUUAUACCUAAUUAGGUAUCUGUAGCAUUGUUCCCAGACAGCGGCACGACAAAACUGUCUGCAACGACAUAUUAUCGGUCGCCCGACCAUGAUAACAGUCGGGGGUCAAUUGCUUCGUCGGGACGAUCCAGUAUUUUUGAACAAAAUCAUUUACUCAGACACGUUUGAACAAAAUCAUCUACCUACCAGAGUAGUACCUACUCUCAAACCGAGUCAUGAGCGCGUCGACCUUUUUUAGGGUACCUACUCAAACACUGGGAGAGGGCGCUUCUUUGCACCGGUUAGAAAUAAUCCGAUCCGUGACUGCUAUGAGCUCAGUAGUAGCAGUAGCAGUGUGUAUGUAUUAAAGUUUCGAACAACAUAGUACUAAAAUAUAGACGAGGACGGGAAAAUUAUCGGCCCGACAUAAUGUGAACCAGUACUAAACGUUUAUACUUAGUUUAUCAUUAGACAAUGUUGAAUGAAUGAGUAUAGAGAUAAGUAGAUAAUAUUAUUAAUUUUAUAGACUUAUAAUAUUAUUCCUUCAGUAUAUUAUGUAUAAAGAUACAUGAACAUGACUUUGUGCUUAUGUUUUGGACAAGUUACAACAACGUCACGUGACAUUGAUAAAAUUAAGGUCAUUUACUUGCACAUAGAUUUCUCUAAUUAUUACUGAGAUAUCCAAUGUGUCAUGAUUAUAAAGAUUAAAACUACCCAUCUUUGACCUUAACGAUAUCAGCUAUCUAUGCAGUUUCUAAAGUAGAUAGUUGAAGUGUAAUUUAUUCAGUAGUGUCAACAUUAUUCCUACUUAACUGAAACCUACCUAAUGAGGUAUUACUAUUUUUGAAAGUCAUCCAAAUAGUCAAAACCACUUCCUAUUGAACAUGCAAAUCGAAUGAAUAGUUAAGCAAUGCCUAUUUUUAUUCUGUAAAAGUUUCAUUGCAGUACUCACGAUUGUACGAAUUCUUCAGAAAAUAAGUUUUUAGCACAGUACAAUUUAUUAUAUUGAACUUAAACAAUUGUGCUCAGAGAAAUACUAUGAUAGCCUUGUCUAAGUUUUGACUUGUUUUAUAUUUAUUUAAAUGACGGAGAACAUUUUGUAUUGGCGUAGGUAGAAUAUGCCUACUUCAAUGUUUUUGAAAUACACUCGACGUCAAAUAAAU
Ostrinia furnacalis (Asian corn borer) is the source of this 3020-nucleotide messenger RNA. It is a transcript of the gene kraken, whose product is annotated as serine hydrolase like 2 kraken. NCBI's taxonomy places the organism in Eukaryota, Metazoa, Arthropoda, Insecta, Lepidoptera, Crambidae. Bases 325 to 1275 code for a protein of 316 amino acids. The record is from RefSeq and is a predicted model, not a curated record. Gene Ontology annotation, cellular component: membrane. The transcript has 3 exons.